AGAUAAUCUUGUCCAACUCGAGUUCAACAUUCUAUAGAAGUAUAUUUAUAACUGCAGAUCAAGAAUCUUCGAAAUCUCGCUUAAUAAAAUGAAUAUAAUAUACAUUGUUUGUGCUAUAUAGAUGUUUUUAUUAAAAUGUUUAAAGAAGAUAUAUGUGAAAUAUAAAAAUAAAAUCACCUACUUUGAUACAGAUAUUUUUUAACUUCUGUGAUAUACAACUACUUAAUAUUAUUUGUCAUGGCUUACGGGAAGAAAAAAUUACUAUUAUACUGGGUGUAUGAAAAAUAUGCAUUUAUUAAAAUGAUUUUAAUAUUUGUAAUUUUGUUGUGUCCUUUAAUCUGGAGAGUAGUAAGAAUAAUAUUCUCAAGAAAACAUGUUAACAAAAUACGCAAUAAAAAUGUAACUGUUGGAUUUUUUCAUCCUAAUUGCAAUGCACGUACACCACAAGAAAAUAUUCUUUGGUCAGCAGUUGAAGCUAUUCAAUGGCAAUAUGGAAAUGUACAAAUUUGUGUCUACACAGGAGAUGUGGGUACUUCUUCCAAAACUAUACUUGACAAUGUUGAAUCAACAUUUAACAUAAAACUACAGCAUAACAUCAGGUUUGUCUAUUUAAAACACGGAAAAUGGAUAAAAAGUUUUGCAUAUUUGGGAUCAAUGUGGGUAGCUUGUGAGUCACUUGCACUUCUAAAACCACAUAUUGUGAUUGAUACAAUGGGCUAUGGAUUUGUUAAUUUUAUAUUUAAGUAUGUUGGAGGAUGCAAAGUGAUUAAUUAUAUUCAUAAUCCAUUAGUAUCAAUGGACAAGCUAAAAACAAGACAUGUAAUAUUAAAUAACAAUCAGUACAUGGUAACUAGAAGAUCACCUAGUGCUCUUGGAAUCAGUAAAGGAAUCGGUUUUUUAUAUGGCUGGACUGGCAGAAGUGCUGAUAUUGUAAUGGUCAAUUCAGCUUGGACUGAAGAGAAUAUUAAUUCCAUUUGGAAGUGUCCUAAAAAAGUACAUCGUGUCUAUCCUCCUAUCGGCUUAGAAAAACUCAUUAAACGAGCAGAUCGUUAUUGGGAUAAAAAAGAUAAUUACCAGAUUAUAAAUGCUAGUGAAUUUAAAUCUGAGAACAAUCAUGAACUAAUAAUGCAGGUAUUGAGUAAAUUAAAAUUAAAACUCAAACCAAGCAUUAUGGAGGAAAUUUGUUUAGUCUUAAUAAAUUUGAGCACAGAGGAAGAUAAAGACUACAUCAAAAGCUUGAAAAAAUUGAUAACUCAAUUAAAUUUAGACGAGUAUGUUAAAAUUUAUCCACAAUGCAAACAUGCCAAUCAUUUAGAAGAAGAAUUAGUAAGAUCAUCAUAUGGUAUAUAUGCAAAAGUAGAUGAUAAUGUUGGUUCAGAUAUAAUAGCUGGACUAGCUGCAGGACAAAUCAUGGUUGUUCAUGCUUCUGGAGCUUCCAAAGAUGAACUAAUAGAGACAGGUGAAUCUCAAAAUGGGUAUUUGGCAAAAACAGUUGAAGAUUAUGUUCACGCAUUGACUGAAGCCUUAAACUUGUCAGGUACUGAUAAACGCAGAAUGCAAAAGUCUGCUAGAAGAACUGCUGAACAAUUUUCACGUAGAUACUUCCAAAAAAAAUUUUUGGAGAUAAUAGAAUCUUUUUUUAAGACAAAAGCUGCAUAAUUUAUUGCAUGAUCUAUGUUAUGUUCUUCAUCCUAUCACAUUAUUCAUAAUGUUUUUUAACAUCAAUUUCAUAUAAUAAACAGUUUUUUCAGUUAUUUAUAA
Messenger RNA from Nasonia vitripennis (jewel wasp), 1761 nucleotides. Its product is annotated as GDP-Man:Man(3)GlcNAc(2)-PP-Dol alpha-1,2-mannosyltransferase-like. Gene Ontology annotation, molecular function: GDP-Man:Man(3)GlcNAc(2)-PP-Dol alpha-1,2-mannosyltransferase activity. The transcript has 2 exons. The record is from RefSeq and is a predicted model, not a curated record. Gene Ontology annotation, cellular component: membrane. The coding region runs from base 238 to 1659 and encodes 473 amino acids. Gene Ontology annotation, biological process: protein N-linked glycosylation. NCBI's taxonomy places the organism in Eukaryota, Metazoa, Arthropoda, Insecta, Hymenoptera, Pteromalidae.